CAAACUUGCGAACCUCCCGGGCGUCGUGGCCUGCCUUGCGGCUUCCUGUGGCUGCAGAACGAUCUCCUCUCAGCGCUCUGCUCCCCGUGCAAGGCAUCACCUCCCUCCGUCCCUCCUUCCUCCUCUUCCUCCUCCUCUCCCCCCGCUCUUGAAAAACCCCAUUUCCCCAGCGCCUUCGGGGAUGGUUUCGCGGUCUGUUUUCCCCCUUUCGGCUGGAAAUGGCUUUCAGAUGUUUUCUCCCCCGCGCCCGCAUCUCGCAAAGCCGCGGCGUCGCCGUGACAACCGAGUGACAUCUCCGCCGCCUCCUCCCCCCGAGCAUGCCCACAGCGGCUCCGCUCGGCCCGGCCCGCACAGAUGGGACCAUGAGAGCCCUUCCCCGCCGCCUCCCGGCCUUUGUGCUCGGGAGGAAGAGGAGGGAGAGCAGCGAGAGGCGGCGCCGCGGCCCCUCAGCCCCCCGGGACCAUGCUGGCCUGCCUGGCCCGGGGCAGCGUGCUGGACAUCCUGCAGGAGGGAUUCAGCGAGCUGGUGAGAAGCUGAGUGGCAUCGAGCCCAAGCCCAGCAGCCAGCAGGAGAUGAGGGAAAAUGUGGAGAGAGUCUUGCAGUUCGUGGCAUCCAGAAAGAUCCGCAUGCACCAGACGUCAGCUAAAGGAGCAGCAGCGUGGACGAGGAGAUUGAGAAUCCGUGCUGGAGCGUGCGGGCGCUGGUGCAGCAGUACGAGGGGCAGCAGCACGUGCCCCCGGAGGCAGGGGCUGACGGCUGUGAAAACCAGGGAGAAAAGCGAAAUCCCUGCAAUGCAAACGUUCUGGUUUCUGUUUCAGCAACAGCUGCAGGCCUAUGUGGCCUGGGUGAAUUCCCAGCUGAAGAAGAAGCCGGGGGUGAGGCCAGUGCAGGACCUGAGGCAGGACCUGCGGGAUGGGGUCACCCUUGCCCUGCUCAUCGAGAUUGUAGGUCAGUGCUGCCAUCUGGCCCUGCUUAUCCCCCUCAGCUCGGGCUCUGGCAUCUGUCGGGCAGAUGUUGCUGGGGGUGGCAGAGCUGGCUGA
Messenger RNA from Zonotrichia albicollis (white-throated sparrow), 1040 nucleotides. NCBI's taxonomy places the organism in Eukaryota, Metazoa, Chordata, Aves, Passeriformes, Passerellidae. The record is from RefSeq and is a predicted model, not a curated record.